AUGGCACACGAAAAUGGUUCAGCAUCGUCUUCGCACGCCGGCAGCACACCGCCUAGCACAGCCCUCUCGCCCUCCGGCGCCGCUUCUGAGCGGGCGAGCCCCCUGGAGCGUCAGAUUCGUGCGUCGUUCACCGACUCGACGGUGGUGGUGCAGUGGGAUCCGGAGCGCGACCUGCUGUUGAAUCGCCUCAACUACCGCUCCAUCCAGAUCGGGCUGAGAGGCGACGUCGCUGCUGCGUACGCGCGAGGGGAGUACAUUGAGCGCAUCGCUGACGUCACGGAGCUGUUCCGCGAGGUGCACCGACUGGGCGUGCGGGAGGGGAGGGUGGAAGAAGCGGCGAGGCUGCUCCCCGCAGAAGCGGAGUUCCCCGUUGCGCCAGCCGUGCGCUCCGCGCUGCGCAUGGACGCUCCGCUCGCGGGAGAGGCUGCCGCAAGCUGA
Closterium sp. NIES-65 is the source of this 438-nucleotide messenger RNA. The record is from the annotation of a GenBank genome assembly. NCBI's taxonomy places the organism in Eukaryota, Viridiplantae, Streptophyta, Zygnematophyceae, Desmidiales, Closteriaceae.